UUCAACAAAUAUAUGAUUGAGCGAAAUGAUUUGUACGGCAAUCUGGAGCCAAAUUCUAACGACGCCAGGUUAAGAAACCAGUAAAUCGUUGAAAUUCGUUCGGUGUGGAUGUUUGGUGUUUCCUGAUAUCUUCUAAAAUUUAUUUUUGAAAUUUCAAUGCUUAAAACGAUGAAUAGUGAAUUGUGCCGGUUGUGCUUAAGGUUGUGUCCCAAUACACGAAGCGCUUUCGAUGAUGAGCAGAUAUUAAAGGAUGUGUUUCCUUUUUGGAAGGACUUCGAAUGGUGUAUCCCGGUAUUAGCGUGCCCAGAAUGCAAGACUACGAUUGGAACAUUCCAUUCCUUCUCGGUACGGGUUCAUUCAAACAUCCUCUGGCAAACAUCGCAAAUCGAGCUCUUUACCGUCCAAGACGAAGUCUCCGGUGCCGUUAAAACAGAGACACCCGAGUUGUUUGCUGAGGACAGCGGAGAACCUGCCACCAGCAUCUCGAAAGAGAACAUCUACGAAGAAAUAGAGGUAGAGAAGCAGGAACUGCCCGAGUUACCCGAUGGAGACAACCACGAACCAAAUAUCAACAGUUGUGCAGAGAACAUCGACGAGGAAAUUGAUGUACAAAAAAAUUGGCUGCCCGAGUUGUCCGAUGAUGAGAAUGAAGAGCCUUUCGCAGGGUUUUCGGAUAGCGACAUAGAGCAAAACGACAUGAUGGAAACAAAAACGGAAAACCAGGGCUCACCCGGAACGGUGGAAGAAGAAUGCAUGGAACAGGACAUCCGCGAAUCUACAAGCAACUCGGCUACCGAUCGCACUACAAAUUCUACCAAUAACUCGAUGUUCCUUAAAAAAUGUUGGAUUGUUCUCGACAAAAUUCCAGCUCGGGUUGUAUCGUCAAUUUCACCCGCAAGGCGGAAAAUUAAAAGGUUUAUUUGUCAUGUGUGCAACAAGGUUUUCAAUUCCUCGAACGCCUUGUAUACACACAAAAUAAGGAAUCAUACCGCAAACGACAAACUGAUCCAUCAAUGCAAAUAUUGUUCCGAAAAGUUUGCACGGGAGUAUAUGCUCGCUGAACAUCUCUUCACGCAUCGAGUCAAAAAAUGUAGAUUUUGCAACGAAUCGUACGGCGGCGCGGUCAGUUACAAACAACACAUCAUAGAGAAACACGAUGGCGGUAAAUUUAAGUGUAGUUUCUGCAGUUGUAGGUUCAAACGAAAGCGUGCACUCGCGCACCAUCUUCUAUUUCAUGAUGAAAACACCCCAAAGAAAAUUUGUAAAAUCUGUUGCAAAGAAUAUGAUUACAGGAGCGGAUUUAGAUAUCAUAUGAAUCAUGUUCACGGAGGCGACAAAUACGAAUGUGCCCACUGUGGCAUAAAGGUAACUGCAAAAAGGAAUCUGGAGAGGCAUUUACUGAGAAAACAUGUAACACAUUAAACGAACUUGAAACUCGGACUCGUACAAGAGCAAGUCAAGGGCAAAAGAAGUCGAAGUCGAGAAGUGCAACGCAUAGCCAAC
Anopheles bellator is the source of this 1503-nucleotide messenger RNA. RefSeq names its product zinc finger and BTB domain-containing protein 41-like. The transcript has 2 exons. Gene Ontology annotation, molecular function: RNA polymerase II transcription regulatory region sequence-specific DNA binding; zinc ion binding; DNA-binding transcription factor activity, RNA polymerase II-specific. Bases 157 to 1422 code for a protein of 421 amino acids. Gene Ontology annotation, cellular component: nucleus. Gene Ontology annotation, biological process: regulation of transcription by RNA polymerase II. NCBI's taxonomy places the organism in Eukaryota, Metazoa, Arthropoda, Insecta, Diptera, Culicidae. The record is from RefSeq and is a predicted model, not a curated record.